Molecule: messenger RNA, 6856 nt
Organism: Gigantopelta aegis
Lineage: Eukaryota; Metazoa; Mollusca; Gastropoda; Neomphalida; Peltospiridae
Product: regulator of nonsense transcripts 2-like
Exons: 40
Coding region: 296-4870 (1524 amino acids)
Biological process (GO): nuclear-transcribed mRNA catabolic process, nonsense-mediated decay
Cellular component (GO): exon-exon junction complex; cytoplasm
Molecular function (GO): protein binding; RNA binding
Source: RefSeq, a predicted model, not a curated record
GUGGAAUCGGACGCCAUUUUCAUAGUAAAAAAUUAAAUGAAAAAAAUUGUGUUUUAAAUGAUAUACCAUUUGUCAGUUUAUGUAUUACUUGUUUCCGUAACAUAAUUUUAAUUUCCAUUAAGGUACACAUGUCAGACCUGCAAUGGUUUCUUAUGGUCUCAUACACCUCAUAUGUUCAAACCUCUGGAUGAAGCUAAAUGGAUGUUUAAAUUCUGCACUGGCAUACACUAACAAGUAAUAUGUUAACAAUGUGACAGGACAAUGGAGUGAUUUGUUUGAGUUUUGAAGGGCCAAGAUGGAGCCCAGUGAUAAAAGUAGAUUGAGGAAAGAUGGAGGACAAGGCGUUGGGGGAGUUAAGGAUAGUAAGACGACUGGAGAAAGGACUGAAGGAAGACCUGAAGAUUCAAUAACGGGAGGGGGAGGGAAGGAUAGUAAGACCACUGGAGAAAGGAAUGAAGGAAGACCUGAAGAUUCAAGAACGGGAGGGGGAGGGAAGGAUAGUAUUACGACUGGAGAAAGGGAUGAUGGAAGACCUGAUGAUGCAAGGAGAACAGGAGAUGGAGAUAAUGGCAAGAGGACUGAAAACACAGAUGAGGCUAGGAGAUUAGGAGACCAUGAUGGUGUUAAGAGAACUGGAAACAGAGAUGAUGGAAGGAAGACUGGAGAUAAAAUUAUUGGAAAGACUGUCAACAGAGAUGACGGAAGGAGGGGUGGAGACAGGGAUGAUGGAAGGAGGGGUGGAGACAAGGAUGAUGGAAGGAGGGGUGGAGACAAGGAUGAUGGAAGGAGGGGUGGAGACAGGGAUGAUGGAAGGAGGGGUGGAGACAGGGAUGAUGGAAGAAGGGGUGGAGACCGAGAUUAUGGAAGGAGGGGUGGAGACAGGGAUGAUGGAAGGAGAACUGGAGACCGGGAUGAUGGAAGAAGGGGAGGAGACAGACGUGGUGUACUACCUAAACAAGGAGGAAGGUUUACAGGAAAAGGAGCUGGUGAUGGUCCUUCAGAAGGCUACAAGAGUGGCAGAGACAGAUAUUUGAAUGAUGGUAGAGACGACAGGCGGACGAGCACUAGAGCCCCUGAUAGAGCAGACCGCCAUGAUCCCAAGAAGGCCAGCAAACCUGACAGGAUGGACAACAAAAAACACAACUUAAAAGACACAAGGACGUCAAAUAAAUAUGAACAAGAACGAAAGUUGAGAAAAGAAGAAGAGGAAAGAAAGAAGAAAGAGGAAGAAAAGAAGAAAAAAGAUGCUGAGCAAAAGAGGGCAGAGGAAGUGAAAAAGAAAGAAGAGGAGCAGCGCAAGAAAGAAGAAGAAGAAAGAUUACUGGAGGAAAAGAAGAAGCUUGAGGAGGAAGACAGAUUGAAGAAGGAAGAGGAAGAUCGGAUAAAAGCAGAGGAAGAAGCUCAGAAGAUAAUAGAAGAAGAAAAAAAAGUUUUAAAUGAUUUCUUGGAAGAGGCAAGAGAAAAACAGACUUUUAAAACCACGUUACGUGCCCAAAACAUAGCUGCAGUAGACAACAGACCCGAUGAUGCUUUCUUUAGUAAACUGGAUUCAAGUUUGAAGAAAAACACUGCAUUUGUAAAGAAACUGCGCAAUUUGACAGAGUCACAAAAGCAGAGUCUCAUCAAAGAUUUUGAAGGCUUGAAUCUUUCAAAAUACACAGGUGAAGCGGCAUCUGGUAUUGCUGAAGCUAAGUUAAAGAUGUCUGACAUACACUGCGCAGUUCAGCUCAGCAGCUUGAUACACCAGAGAUAUAGUGAUUUUCAGCAGCUCUUGUUAGACAACUUUCAGAAGAUUCUCCUAACCAAGAAAGAUGACAGAAUAAGCAACCCAAGUAAAUACAGAGUGGACUUAAGAUUCUUUGCUGACCUUGUCUCUGUGGGUGUGUUCACUUUAAAAGAAGGCCUUCCAAUAUUAGCCAAUCAGCUUUCAUUGCUCAUAAACAGUGACAAAGAUGAUCACAAUCAUCUGUCAAUUAUUUCCAGUUUUCUCAAGCAUUGUGGAGAUGACUAUGUUGGGUUUUUUCCACGCAAAAUAAGACUUUUGUCUGUGAAGUACAAUGUGACAGACACUGUGAAAAGCAUAUUGUUGCCACCUGAGCGUAAGAGAGCAUGUCGCAAUCUGUUGAAAGAAUAUCAUGGAUCUUUAUCCAAACACUUGCUGAAAGCUCACAAAGACUUGAAAAACAUGGAGAAGCAAAACAGAAGGAUUUUACAGACCAAAGGAGAACUCAGCACUGAAAGAAAGGAGAAUUAUGAAUCAGCUCUGACGUCUUACCAGAAACUGCAAGCAAAUGCAUUAACAUUUGCAGAUUUAUUGGAUGAAGAUUUACCUGAUUUACCAGACGACGACACUAAGACAGAAGAAGGUGAUGGAAUGUUUGAUAUCUACAAUCCAAUGAAAGAUGGAGAGUUUCUGUAUGAAGGAGACAAGACCCUGUUUGAAGAUGAAGAUUCACGAUCGUUUUACGAAACAAUUCCUGAUCUUCGAGCCUUUAUUCCUGGAAUUUUGUACAAGGAUAGUGAGCACUUGGGCGUGAAAGAGGAGGCCAAGGAUGAUAACUUGGAAUCUGGUCUGGAAGAAGAUAUAGAAAGCUUGGAAGUUGAAGAAUUGGAACACGAUUUAGAAAUGGAAGAAGAGGAAAAGGCUGAAAAAGAAUCUGUCAAGGAAGGAAUGAAAUCUGCAGAUGAACCAGUCAUGCCACCAGAUGUUGAAGAGGAGGAUGGUGAGACGGGCAGCUUAAUGAAAAGUCAGUUUGAAGCCUUUGCUCUGUCAUUGCCCAACUGUGUGAAUCGGGAUCUUAUUGACAAGGCAGCUAUUGAAUUCUGUAUGAACUUCAACACAAAGUCUAACAGAAAGAAAUUAGUAAGAGCCCUAUUCACAGUUCAUAGAACAAGAUACGACUUGUUACCGUUUUAUGCAAGAUUAGUCGCCAUUUUGUACCCGUGCAUGCCAGACGUGGCCAAUGACCUGCUGCAGUACCUCAAGGGAGACUUCAGAUGGCAUAUGAGGAAGAAAGAUCAGAUUAACAUCGAGUCCAAGCUGAAGACUGUCAGAUUUAUUGGUGAAUUGGUGAAAUUCAAGAUGUGUCCUAAAUCAGAAGCACUUCAUUGUAUAAAGAUGCUGAUGUUUGAUUUCUCUCAUCACAACAUUGAAAUGGCCUGCGCUCUGCUGGAAGCCUGUGGGCGCUUUCUUUACAGAUCUCCAGAUUCUCAUCACAGGACAAAAGUCUACCUCGAAGUGAUGAUGCGCAAAAAGGUAGCUCUUCAUCUGGGCACACGCUACACAACAAUGAUUGAGAACGCCUAUUUCUACAGCAACCCACCAGAUGUGCAGGAGAUCAAACGCAAAGUGCGACCUCCCAUUCAUGAAUAUAUUAGAAAACUCUUGUAUAAGGACUUGUCUAAAGUGACCACUGAAAAGGUGCUACGACAGAUGAGAAAACUGGACUGGGAUAAUGUUGAUAUUGCCUUCUACAUAACCAAAUGCUUGACCGCUGUUUGGAACAUCCGCUAUAACUCGGUUCACUGCGCUGCUAACCUGCUGGCCGGGCUGGCUCCAUAUCAUGAGCAUGUUGCUAUUCAGGUUGUAGAUGGAGUUUUGGAGGAUAUUCGCCUUGGCAUGGAGGUGAAUCAUCCAAAGUAUAACCAGCGUCGUGUUAGCUGUAUCAAGUACUUGGGUGAACUUUACAAUUAUCGCAUGGUCGAGUCGUCUGUGAUUUUCAAGUCCCUCUAUUCUUAUAUUACGUUUGGAGUGUCCACAGAUGAUGUUGCCUAUCUGCUGGAUCCACCAGAACACCUGUUUAGAAUCCGUCUUGUCUGUGUUCUGCUAGAGACCUGUGGACAAUAUUUUGACAAAGGAUCUAGCAGGAAAAAGCUGGACUGUUUCCUGGCAUAUUUCCAGAGAUACUAUUGGAUCAAAAAGAUAGACCCUAUAUGGAAUGAAUUUCGUCCAUUUCCCCGUGAUGUUGACAACUUGAUGCACGAUACUCUUGAGACAGUGCGACCUAAACUUCACAUUUGUCAGAGUUACGAGGAAGCAGUACAGGCAGCUGAGGACAUCGAGAAGGAAUACAAGUCUAAGAUAGCUUCGUUGUUGCCCGUGUUUGUGUCUGGCGAUGAAAGCUCCGAUGUGGACGAGGACGGUCUUGGUACGAUACAGGAGGGAGAAGAAGACAUGGACGAAUUGAGUGAGAGUUUGUCUCAGGUGAAUCUGGGUGAGGGCAGUGAACCGAGUCUGGAAGAGAAUAGUGGACGCAGUCGCAGUCGAACGGGUAGCCAAAAUGUUGAGGGUGACGAUCAAGAUGAUGAUGUUGACGACUUGCUAGAAUCGGCAGGAGAAGAUGAGAUGGAUGACCAGGUGACUCUUCUCACUGGUGGUCCCAAGCGGGCUCAGUGUCAGGAAGAUGAUGACUUUAUGGCAGCUUUUGACAAGAUGAUGUCAGAAAAUAUUCAGGCACGCACUCAGGAAUCCCUCAAAGUACCUCCACUAGAUAUUGCUGUACCAAUGCAUCUGAAAGGGAAAAACAAAAAGGCAGGCACAGUUCUGACAGCCCAUGAAGUACACAGUGCUAUCAACUUCACCCUGAUGACGAGAAGAGGCAACAAGCAGCAGUUCACUAACCUCAAUGUGCCAAUAUCAGCUGAAUUUGCUGCCAAGUUCAAGGAGCGAGAACAGGCCGAGAGACUGGAGAAGGAGAAGAUGAAGCAGGUCGUUCUGGGAAUCCAGCAAAGACAAGAAGAGGAGGAUUACCAAGAAAUGCUGGCACAGUUAAACCGCCCAAUGCCUUUGAACACGAACCGGGAAAGGAAAGUCCGUUACCAUCACCCAAAAGGAGCCCCUGAUGCAGAUCUGAUCUUUGGCUCGAAGUGAGUCUUGCAGUCUGCAGCUAGCAUUUAAUUAUUAAACAAAGAGAAUGCUCAAUGGGCACAAAUGAAUGGUCAAACCCAAAGACCAUGCAACACAAUCUGCCGUCCCGUGCAGAAACAGGAAACAAAUCACCAAGCAACAGUUGAGAGAGAACUGGUUAAUUGAUUAUGAAAUUGAGACAUGCAAUCAAAGGAAGUGUUCUUGUCAACAAGUCUUAUGCUGAAGCAGGCUGGGAAGACCUGCACUAAGAUAAAUGUGUUAUUUAAUGAAACGAGAAUGACUGCUCUUUGUCAAAUUGGACAUGUUCAGAGCAUACAGCAUUUCUUUCAGGGAUGGUCCUUGUUAAAUUGAAUUAUUUUUUAUUCUGAUUUGCAAUCUUACUAUUGUUGUUGGGUUUUAUAGUAUUUUAUUUGUUUAAAGCAGUCAUUAUCGGUGCAUAGAGGUUAAAAACAAUACUGAUUGGGGUUUUAUGUUUUUAAAUCAUGCAUUACAUUGUUAUAGGCUAGCAUGUCAUAAUGAGUUUUGUAGUUCACACAGGAAUGAUUCCGUGAUAAGUUGCACUUUCCACUUUAUUUUGUUGAAUGUUGUAUGCAAUGCAUACUGAUGGAAGGAAGUACGGUAACACAUAAAUAGUAACAGCAGUAACUCUGUUGCUGGCAGUCAGUCGGACACCACUGACAUUCAAUCACACAUCACGUGCUCCCUUAUUUCUUUCCAUCAAUAUAUUAAGUUUGAUUCAAAGCAGUUGUUUCCAGUCACUAAAUUAGGUCUGGAAAUGAGACAAGUACAGACAUUUCUGUAUGAGAAAAAGUAUUUAAAAUAUCUCAAGGUGAGAGUGUGUACGUAACAAUGCUAUAUAAUCACUGGUGUGAAAAUAAAUAAAUGUUAGUUCAGGUGACCAAUAUGAAUAGAUACCUGAUAUAUGAAUUAAUUGUAUACAACUGAAAUAGACAUUUAUUGAGCCAGUACCCUGUACAAACUAACAGUAUCCCUCAUUAAAGCAGUCAGUUUAUAUAUGUAACUUGAAUUGAAAGUUUAGAAUCAAUCACCGACUACACUGCAAAGCCCAUUAUUCAUUAAAUUAUACAAAUUACCAAGAUAUUGGUAUUAAGAUUCAUUUCUGAUCUUCACUGAACAAAAUGUUUCACACAAUUGGAACUGCUUUAGAAGCCGAUAUAAAAUUUGGUUUAAAAAAAAAGGGCAGGGUCUGCAACAUUAAUGUUAUGUAGUUUGGGGGCACUGAUAACAAGAUUUAACACCUUGUACAAAUGCAGACUUAAUUACUGGACAAGAAAAAAGGGGGGGAGAGCUUGGGGCCCCACCUAAAUCGAUGAUUGAUGAUAUAAUUGUUCUGGUUCACAAUGAAAAAAAUAGAACUGGCUAAUUAUUACUCUUGCCUGAAGAAGGUCAUCUGUCUUCUUCAACACUGACGAGUUCAGGAGUGAGAGUGUAAUAAUUUCUUUAUUAUCCAUAUUAUUUGUGUUAUUUUUUUUUGUGAAUAACAAGGACUGUGUCAAAAUGUUUCAACCACAACUAGAAGGAGACCACAAAAUGAUGUCAUAUUUCACAUGCAGUCUCAGCUAGAACUGGGGAAACAAGGUCAUGUUAUGACAUCACUUCCCAAAAUUACAUCAUUACACUCGUUAUUACACUAAUCCUAGUAUCCAGGUAGUGCAAAAAAUCAACUAUUGCAGCUUCUUACCGCUAAAUCACACUGCUUUUUGGAAAAUUGAACAUGGCUAUACUGAUGUUUGUGGUAGCUAAAAUUAAUUUUAUGAGAAGUGAAAAAGGUGUGGAGUUAAGAAACAAGUGACCGACUUUAAGAAUGUUUGUUGACUAAAAUGGAUUAUAGAAAGUCUCAUAUGCAUGAGUGGUCAUAGUUACAUGAUAUUUGUACAUGGUCCAGUCUUUGUUUUAUUUAAAUGGCUCAGUAUUUAUUGUCUCCAUUACAAAUGUUCAUUUUAAGAAUAAAGAACAUCUCUUGUUAUA